Molecule: messenger RNA, 774 nt
Organism: Mesocestoides corti
Lineage: Eukaryota; Metazoa; Platyhelminthes; Cestoda; Cyclophyllidea; Mesocestoididae
Source: the annotation of a GenBank genome assembly
AUGACCCAGAUCAUGUUCGAGACCUUCAACACCCCGGCGAUGUACGUCGGCAUCCAGGCAGUCUUGUCGCUGUAUGCCUCUGGUCGUACCACCGGUAUCGUCCUCGACUCUGGUGACGGUGUCACCCACAGCGUCCCCAUCUACGAGGGCUACGCUCUGCCUCACGCCAUUCUGCGUCUCGACCUGGCCGGUCGUGAUCUCACUGACUACCUCAUGAAGAUCCUCACUGAGCGCGGCUACUCCUUCACCACCACUGCAGAACGUGAAAUUGUGCGUGAUAUCAAGGAGAAACUCUGCUACGUUGCUCUUGACUUCGAGCAGGAGAUGGCCACUGCCGCCUCAAGCUCCUCCCUCGAGAAGUCCUAUGAACUUCCCGACGGUCAGGUCAUCACCAUUGGCAACGAGCGAUUCCGUUGUCCAGAGUCUCUCUUCCAACCCAGCUUCUUGGGUAUGGAAUCUGCCGGCAUCCACGAGUCCACCUUCAACGCCAUCAUGAAGUGCGACGUAGACAUCCGCAAGGACCUCUACGCCAACACCGUCCUCUCCGGUGGCACCACCAUGUACCCUGGUAUCGCUGAUCGCAUGCAGAAAGAAAUCACCUCGCUGGCUCCGAGCACCAUGAAGAUCAAGAUCGUCGCACCACCUGAGCGCAAGUACUCCGUCUGGAUUGGUGGCUCCAUUCUGGCCUCCCUCUCCACCUUCCAGCAGAUGUGGAUUUCCAAGCAGGAGUACGACGAGUCCGGACCUGGCAUCGUCCACCGCAAAUGCUUCUAA